This is a messenger RNA of Helianthus annuus (common sunflower), 1169 nucleotides long. RefSeq names its product E3 ubiquitin-protein ligase BOI. Bases 229 to 1026 code for a protein of 265 amino acids. Lineage: Eukaryota; Viridiplantae; Streptophyta; Magnoliopsida; Asterales; Asteraceae. Gene Ontology annotation, molecular function: ubiquitin-protein transferase activity. The record is from RefSeq and is a predicted model, not a curated record. The transcript is spliced from 2 exons.
CUACACCCCCCCUCUCUCUCUCUCUCAUCACACAAAAGAUCCUUCACAUACCAAUGCAAAACUGACCCUUAACUCCCCAUUUAAGAUGGAACUAAACCACUGCCAUUUCAAAGCUUUUUAGAGAGAGAAAGUCAUGCUUGUUCUGAUGUUACAAAUAAAGAGCAUGACCCUUCUACCUUCAUAGCUUUUCUAACCUACCCUGUUCUUCCAUUCUUCAUAAAUUCAAUUAUGGCUGUUCAAGCACAGUUGUACUCUGAUCAUCAUCAUCAUCAUAAUAAUAACAUGGGUUGCUCUAAUUUGAAUCAAGAUUGGGUCUUGAUGUCUGGAUCCUCUGUUUUUGGAUAUGGGGAUGAAAACAGAGUACUCUGUUCUUCUUAUGAACAUCAACAACAAGAUCAAGGGUUGAUUGACUCUCAAAAGGUUAUGAAUUGUCAUAAUCUUGUUUCAUCAUCAAAUUCAAGAAGAAAUGGGAUGAUGAUUGGGUUUCAAAAUCUGUCUUCUGAGCUUGAGAGACAGAGGUUAGAGAUGAACUAUUUUCUUCAUUUGCAGAAUGAGAAAUUGAAAGCUGUAUUAAACGAAGAAACAAGAAAAAGAGAAGCAAUGUUGAUGCAGAGUUACGAAUCGAAGAUGAAGGCAAUAAUGAACGAAAAAGACCAACUUUUAAACAGCGCAACAAUCCGAACAAAAAAACUUGAAACAUGUCUACAAAUGGCAGAACAAGAAGCCAAGAUUUGGGAGAAAAAAGCGAUUGAAAGUGAAGCAUUGGUGACAGACCUCAACACGAAACUUACACAAGCAAAAGCAACAAGACAUGAAGAUGCAGAAUCAGUCUGUAAUGGGGAUGAUGAAGAACAAAGACAGGAGAAGAUGGUAUGCAAGAUGUGUCACGUGAGAAGCACGUGUGUGUUAUUGUUGCCAUGCAGGCAUCUCUGUUGUUGCAGACAUUGUGAAGGUCUGCUGAUAUUUUGUCCUGUUUGUGAAACUGUAAAAAAUGGGAGUUUAGAGGUUUUCUUUGGACUAAAUUAACGUGGGUAGAAUGGUCAGAAAGAAAUGUUAAAAAUAUGUGUUUUCUUGGCAGUACUAUUAGUAGAAAAGAUCCAAAAUGGUUAUGGGUAUGAGGGGAAAUGUGAUCAAAAUAAUAAUAAUAAAAAUUGGCGUUUUCUGAAGAA